Ochotona curzoniae (black-lipped pika) is the source of this 5585-nucleotide messenger RNA. RefSeq names its product protein mono-ADP-ribosyltransferase PARP4-like. The record is from RefSeq and is a predicted model, not a curated record. The transcript has 34 exons. Lineage: Eukaryota; Metazoa; Chordata; Mammalia; Lagomorpha; Ochotonidae. The coding region runs from base 59 to 5431 and encodes 1790 amino acids. Gene Ontology annotation, molecular function: NAD+ poly-ADP-ribosyltransferase activity.
ACGUCGGCUCCAGCAGCCAGCGCCUGACUUGGGGGACGCCGGGAGCGAAUCUGGCAGGAUGACUUUGGGAAUCUUCUCAAAUUGCACCUUCUGUUUGAAAGUCAAGUACUUACCUCGUCAACAAAAGAGAAAGCUACAGUUUGACAUUAAGGAAAACGGUGGAAAGUUUUCUCUCGUUCUAAAUCCCCAGUGCACCCAUGUCGUCUUAGACAAUGCUGAUUUCCUAAGUCAGUACCAACUGGACUCUAUCCGAAAGAAGCGCGUCCACAUUGCAAGUCCCGAGUUCAUCUGGGACUGCAUCAAAGAAAGGAGACUCUUGGAUGUCAAGAACUAUGAGCCUACCGAAGCCCUGGCCGUCACGCUGCCUCCUGAUCAAAACACCAGGAGUUCCGAAGUGGAAACGGAUGACCUGUCCCUGGAUGAUGUCAUGAAGCAAGAAGACACUGUGGAACCCACCGAGUUUCAUGUAGAGAAUGUUGAAAUUUCUCAUUUUCCUCAAGAUUUUGAAGUUGCAAAAUAUAACACCUUGGAAAAAGUGGGGAUCAAUGGCGACCCGGAAGUGGUGGUGGUAGAGCUGUGCUGCUCUCAGGCCCCUGAGGACCCUCCGUUCCUGAUUUGUGCACACUUCCUGCUGGCUGACGGCGUGCAGACUAGAAGACAGUUCGCUGUCAAGAAAACCGCUGCAGAUGCAAGCGAAUACUAUGCAAAUUACAUUGAAGAACUGAAGAAGCAAGGAUUUCUGCUCAGGGAACACUUCACACUCCAAGCCACCCAAUUAGCAUCUGAAAAACUGCAAGCCCUGCUUUUGGAGGAGGUCAUCGGUGCCGGCCCUCUGAGCCCGGAGGUGAGCGACUUGGUGGAGUUGUUGUGGUCGGAAGUUCUGGGCCACCUAGAGCACACGCUGCUCAAGCCCGUGAACAGCAUCAGCCUCAACGAUGUGAGCAAGGCAGAGGGAAUUCUCCUUCUAGCAAAGUCUGCACUGAAGAAUGGAGAAACAGCACAGCACUUGCGAAAGGUGGUUGCUGAAUUCUACAGAUUAAUACCUCACAAAGCCCCAGGCCCCGAAGAAGUCAACCUGAAGCUCUUGGCUAAGGAGGAAGACCUAUGCCAGCUAAUAAGAGACAUGGUUAAUGUCUGUGAAACUAAUUUUUCCAAACCCAACCCACCAUCUCUUGCCAAAUACCGAGCUUUGAGGUGCAAAAUUGAGCACGUUGAACAGAAUACUGAAGAGUUUCUUAGCAUUAAAAAGGAGAUACUAAAGAACAAUCACGGGAAACAUCGUGUGAACAUCUUGCAGAUGUUUCGAGUCGGCAGAGUGAAUGAAACCACCGAAUUUCUCAGCAAACUGGGCAACGUGAGGCUCCUGUUACACGGAUCUCCAGUCCGUAACCUCAUAGGAAUCCUGUCCCGGGGUUUGCUUUUACCCAAAGUGGUUGAAGAUCGUGGUGUGCACAGAACGGACAUUGGGAAUCUUGGAAGUGGAAUAUACUUCAGUGAUUCGCUCAGUGCAACUAUUAAAUAUGCACAUCCCGGUGAGACCGAGGGCACCAGGUUCCUGCUUGUCUGUGACGUGGCCCUCGGGGAGUGUAUAGAAUUUGACCAGAAGGACUUCUCUUUAACCGAGGCCCCAGAAGGCUACCACAGUGUGCAUGGAGUAGCACGAACAGCCUCGCUCAACACGGAUUUUGAGGAUGACGAAUUUGUGGUAUAUAAAACUAAUCAGGUUAAAAUGAAAUAUAUUAUUAAAUUUUGCCUGCCUGAGGAUCAAAUAAAGAGCUUUAGGCCUCCUAACAAUAUUGAACUAGAGCAAUACAGACCUCCUGUGUUCUCAGACAGCUCCAAAAUUGAAGAUUACCAGUUGCCAGACACCAAAGCCCCCAGCAGUACCCAGGCUGGCCUUCAAGACACCUCUGGAAAUCUGAUUCCCCUUGAGAAUGUUCACGUCAAAGGGAGAAUAAUAGACUUCGUGGCCCAGGUGGUUCUUUUCCAGACAUACACAAAUCAAAGUCAUGUGCCCAUUGAGGCGAAAUACAUCUUUCCUUUGGAUGACAAGGCAGCUGUGUGUGGCUUUGAAGCAUUCAUCAAUGGGAAGCACAUAGUAGGAGAGAUUAAAGAGAAGGAAGAAGCCCAGCGUGAAUACCGAGAGGCCAUCAGCCAAGGUCAUGGCGCUUACCUGAUGGACCAGGAUGCUCCGGAUGUUUUUACUGUGAGUGUUGGCAACCUGCCCCCUGCAGCUAAGGUUCUUAUCAAAAUCACCUACAUCACAGAACUGACCCUGCAGGGCCCCGUGGCUGUCUUCUUCAUGCCAGCCACCGUGGCUCCCUGGCAACAGGACAAGGCCUUGAAUGAAAACCUUCAGGACACAGUAGAGAAGAUUUGUGUGAAGGAAAUAGGAACACAGCAAAGCUUCUCUUUGACUAUGUCUAUCGAGAUGCCAUAUGUGAUCAAGUUCAUUUCCAGUGACACGCAUGAACUAAAACAAAAGAGCACUGACUGCAAGGCGGUCGUCAGCACCGUGGAAGGCAGCACCUUGGAGAGCAACGGCUUCUCCCUUCACGUCGGUCUGUGUGAUCCGUACCUCCCAAGGAUGUGGGUGGAAAAACAUCCAGAAAAAGAAAGUGAGGCAUGCAUGCUUGUCUUUCAACCCUGCCUCACUGCCACCCUCCCACACGUGGCCGACAGGAACGAAGUGAUUAUUUGUCUUGACUGUUCCAAUUCCAUGGAGGGGGUGACAUUCACCAACGCCCGAAAGAUUGCCUUGCACGCCUUGUCCCUGCUAGGCAAGAAGCAGAAAGUAAACAUCAUCCAGUUCGGCACAGGUUACAAGGAGCUAUUUUCAUAUCCUAAGAACAUCACAAGUCAAAAAGUGCUGACGGACUUCAUUUUGUCAGCCACGCCUACCAUGGGGAACACAGACUUCUGGAAAACCCUACGGUACUUAAGUUUACUGUACCCCGCUCAAGGGUUACGGAACAUUCUCCUGAUAUCUGACGGGCACCUCCAGAAUGAGAGCCUGACCUUACAGCUCGUGAAAAGGAGUGUCCACCACACCAGGCUGUUCACCUGUGGAAUUGGUGCCUCUGCGAAUCGUCACAUCUUGAGGACUUUGUCCCAGUACGGUGCUGGAGUGUUUGAAUAUUUUAAUUCAAACUCCAAACAUAGUUGGAAGAAACAGAUAGAAGAGCAAAUGGCCAGGCUGCAUUCUCCAAGUUGCCACUCUGUCUCUGUCAAGUGGCAGCAGCUCAGUCUGGAUGCCCCUGAGCCCCUGCAGGCCCCCGCCCAGGUGCCCUCCUUGUUUCACAACGACCGGCUCCUCGUCUAUGGAUUCAUUCCCCAUUGUACACAGGCAACUCUGUGUGCGCUGAUUGAAGAGAAGGAAUUCCAGGCCAUGGUGUCGACUACCGAGCUCCAGAAGACAACGGGAACUAUGAUUCACAAGCUGACAGCGCGAGCUCUGAUCAGAGACUAUGAAGACGGCAUUCUCCAUGAAAACGAGACAAAUCAUGAGAUGAAGAAGCAAACUUUGAAAUCUGUCAUCAUUAAGCUCAGCAAAGAAAAUUCUCUUAUAACGCAAUUUACCAGCUUUGUGGCAGUUGAGAAAAGGGACGGUGAUGGGGCACCUUUUCCUAAUAUACCAAACAUCUCAACACUCAUUGCCGAAGAAGAUGUCGACUUCCUGCCUUACAUGAGCUGGGAGGAGAAGCAGCCAAGUCCCAGGGCGGCACAGGAUCUUUCUUCAGCAUCCCCUGCAGAGGACGCAGUGCAGGUAGAAUAUUCUGCUCUGUUUGAUGUUGAUGACGGUCUCACACUCGGUGCAUGUCGCUAUGAACGUCCCGCAUUCGAUGAAUGUCGCUCUUAUCUUUGCACACUCGAAGAAUGUGAAGAAAUGGAAAUGCCAUUGGGUUUAGGACAUACGAUUUUUGCUACUGAAGAGGACAGUGUGACGUAUUUCGGAGAAGCCACGCCACCACCAAAAGUGAUUGCCAAUAGCUUUCCUCUGUCUGCCGAUGCCGGAGCCGCCGUCUCCCUCACCUGCCCUCCUCCACCCCGUAGCCCAGCACCCAUCCGUCCUCCCCCACCACUACCUGGGGGCAUUCCUUUCUCUGCUUCUCUCACCUUCCUUACUCCAUCCCUUAGCCCAGCACCCAUCUCUCCUCCUGCACCACUACGUGAGGUCAUUCCUUCCUCUGCUGCUCUCAUCGCCCCUCGUCGUCUGUCCCGUAGCCCAGCACCCAUCCCUCCUCCCCCACCACUAUCUGAGGUCAUUCCUCCCUCUGCUUUUCCCACCUUCCCUCCUCGACCCCCUAGCCCAGCUUUCAUGCCGCUUUCCCCAGCACUACCUGGGGCCUUUAGUUCUUGUGCUUCCUGCCAAACAAAAUUAAGCCUUGCUAGCAACGACCAAGAGAUGGGGUCUCAUCCCAGCCAGUUGCCCCAGGUCCUCACAGCAGGGACCUCUUGGGACACGCUUGGGGCUGAAUUCUCAGCUCUACCUGCACCCCAGCCAGGGCUAAGCUUUAGCUCCGUUGGUGUCCUUUGUCAGAAGGCUCCCUCCCCGUCUCCUCCCAGAUCCUCUACCACUGGUCCCAGCAUAGCCUACCAAUCCCAUGAUUCCACGGCUAAUGUGAAGUUGAGUUCAAGAAGCUUCUUUCAAAGGCAACCUCUCAGGGAUACCCUUGGCAAUGCUCCUGCCAGAUUAAAGUCAGCUAAAGUCAGAUUAGGUUCUGCUGUGCAAUUCAAACGCGGUGCUCUCUUGAGUUUUGAGGAUUCUGUCGAAGUAGAUGGUUCCCAGCAAAGUGAUCAGCUUCCAAGCGAGAUGUUAAUGCAGCCAGAUUCAGCUGUCAAAGACAGUAACUUGCCAAUGGCUCCAUACAGUGCAAUCAAAGGAAGCAAAAGGAAAACCCAGCCCUUUAAGGCCGCAGGAGGAGGGCAGGCCGUGGACAGUCAUCAGAGCUGGAUGGGUGCUGUGACCUGCAGGAAGCUCUUCAGUCUACAAACCAAGGAUGGCUUCUGGAAACUUACACCCGAGCUAGGAGUUAUGCUAAACGUUAAAGUGAAUGCCUUAUGCGGCUUCCUUGAGCAAAAAGGCAUUGGCUCAUUAGGUGUCAGUGGAAGAGAAAACCUCCUGAACCUGAUUGCCACGUUGUUGGUCCUGCAGUUUUUUUGCACCAUGUUGGAACAUGAGGGAAUCGUUGUCAAGUCCUGGAGGACGUUGGAUGCAUCUUCCACCUCCAGGAAAAUCCUUUGGAGAUAUACUGAGAAAAUAAAGAAAGCAAAUGAAUGGGUGAAAAGAAUGGAAGGACAAUAUUCGUCCAUCUGCCAGCGGCUUGAACUGGGCAAAGACUGGGAAUCGGCCACCAAGCAGCUCCUGGGGAUCGAGCCGGGUGACCCAGCCUCUCCGCUCCAUAGAGCUCUUAGCCAAAGCCAAGGCUGAAGCCGGUGCCACUGUGUUUUCAUUCUUUUCCAUGCGUCUGUAUGCAAAAUAAUCAUAUGCAAUUGAGAGCUUAUAAUUAGUCUUACAUGAUUUUAUUCAGCAUAGCAAUCAGAAUGGAUCAUUUGAAUCAAUUAGCAAGAAAGAAUAAAAUGAA